AUGUGCAGAUGGAUGCCACCCUUCGCCGGACUCGGUCCUGACCUUGCUGCCAUUGGCACUGCCCACGCCGGGCUUCCGCCCCUACCCAGUGCUGCCUCCCUCAGCCUGCUGUGCCUCACCCUGCUCCUGGUGGCUGGCACGGCUCUGGGGGGCUGCCCACCUGGGGUAGGGCAUGAGCCCCUCCAAGUACUGGCGAGGGGCAUUAACUGCUCAUGGACACUUGAGCGGCACACACGCAGUUACAAUCACCUAGAGGGCGAUGUCCGACUAAGGCGGCUCUACUCCGCCAACAAGUUCUUUCUCUGUAUCGACAAAACGGGCAAGGUGGACGGCACCAGACGGAAAAACUACGCUGAAAGUCUAAUGGAAAUCCGAUCAGUCAGUGUGGGAGUCGUCGCCAUCAAAUCGGUCAGCACCGGGCUGUACUUAGCAAUGUCCAAAAAAGGCACACUCUUUGGAUCGGUGAAGUACAACCCUAACUGUAAGUUCAAGGAGCGCAUCGAGGAGAACGGCUACAACACGUACGCCUCCCUGCGCUGGAAACACGGCGGCAGGCAGAUGUUCGUAUCUCUGAAUGGCAGGGGGAAGCCCCGGCGAGGUCACAAAGCCCGGAGGAGACACCCCUCCACCCACUUCCUCCCCAUGCUGCCCUCAUAG
Messenger RNA from Salvelinus namaycush (lake trout), 657 nucleotides. RefSeq names its product fibroblast growth factor 10-like. The coding region runs from base 1 to 657 and encodes 218 amino acids. The transcript has 3 exons. Gene Ontology annotation, cellular component: cytoplasm. Gene Ontology annotation, molecular function: growth factor activity; fibroblast growth factor receptor binding. The record is from RefSeq and is a predicted model, not a curated record. Gene Ontology annotation, biological process: positive regulation of protein phosphorylation; regulation of cell migration; animal organ morphogenesis. Lineage: Eukaryota; Metazoa; Chordata; Actinopteri; Salmoniformes; Salmonidae.